Molecule: messenger RNA, 663 nt
Organism: Cadophora gregata
Lineage: Eukaryota; Fungi; Ascomycota; Leotiomycetes; Helotiales; Ploettnerulaceae
Exons: 2
Coding region: 1-663 (220 amino acids)
Molecular function (GO): protein binding
Source: RefSeq, a predicted model, not a curated record
AUGGCGAGCUCACUUUCUACACAGCCUGUUGCGAAGAAGAGAGGAACUCCAAGCAUGCAUGAACACGACACAAUCGUCAAAGUAGUGGUUUCAGUCAUUGGCCGGGAGACUGUCCGCAAGGUCUUCAACAUUCACAGAAGCUUUCUCUGUCACUAUUCGUCAUACUUCGCAAAACACUUCAAUUCCUCUGAUGUCGACGAUCACAACCUCAGACUCCUUCCUCGUGUAGUCAAGAUUUUCUCCAGCUUGGUGAAUUGGCUAUACUAUCAGAGAAUCGAAAAUGAAGAUGGAGGUGAUCUGCACACUGGGGAGCUGCUACACCUCUGGAAACUUGCCUGCCAAUUUCAAGUGGUGUUACUAGAGAACAUGGUCAUUGAUAAAAUUCACGAGCGACUGCUUUUGGAUGACUGGGCAGAGCGCGAAGUCUACUGGGCCACAGCGGAGCUCGCAUCAGAACGACCAUCCGCAAAGAAGAUGUUCAUUGAUGCCAUGAUAGCCACGAAAGAUGGGGCAAAGUUCGAUACUUGCAUCAAUUCAGAUUCUUUGCGUUCACUCCAGGGAGAUAUUGCGCAGGCGUUAAAGAAGAGCCAGCUUGAUGGAUUGCCCCCGUCUCUUGGAAAAGCUUCUGAUUACUACUUUUCCGCUUCGGCCGAGACAAAGUGA